AUGCAGCGUCCCACGGCCUCCUGCCUCAUCCUGGCCCUGGCGGCGUCCGUCGCCUACUCGGCCGUCAUCCUGGACAACGGCGCGCCCAUAUUGUGGGCCCAGACGGCGGCGCAGGUCAGCGACCUGCCCGUGCAGAACGACAUCGUGAGCCCCGACCCGUGGAACUUCCUGCACCGCAUGAGCUUCUACCGGCUGAUGAUCGCCGCCACCGAUCCCUUCAUGGGCUCCAUGGGCACCGGCGCUACCGACAGUCCCCUGUGGGGCCUGACCCUGCAGUUCGGAUGGAUUCUGACUUCAGGCCGUCUCGCCGACCCAACCGGCGCCACAACUUGCGGUCUUCAGACCGGAGAUACCAUGUGCAUCUCUCCCCAGAGCUGGUGGGGCUGCGUGAACCACUUUGUGUCCGUCCUGCCCUUCCUGUCGGCCGCCCAGCAGGGAUUCUUCGGGCAAGGAGUCCAGGUCCAGAUGCAGGCACCUGAGGGUACAGAGGGCUACUGCACCACCUACGCCGACUGCGCCACCAACCACGCCGAUGUGAUGGCUAAGUGGGACGCCUUCUACCAGGGCCUCAAGGCCUCCACGGACUCCCCGCUGCCCGACAACGAGAAGAAAGACGCCAUCCUCGGCCUCUACUGGGACGCCCACAUGGCUUCGCUGCACGCCGCCUCAGCCUGCAGCGCCAAGCAGAGCCAGUAUUCCCCCCCCGAGGUGAACUUCGCCUCCAGCUGGCUCAACUCGGCCGAAUACCUGUCCGUGACCAAUUUCCAGUCCACCUUCGACAAGUCCGUCGUGUUCCUCACGCCGAUGCCGGGACGCAUCCUGCAGGAGGGUGACAGCGCACCCAACAUACCCGACAUGACUCCGGAAGAGAACCACACGCUGUCCGUCUUCUCCUGGAUGAAGACCAUGAGGAGCCUUCUGGGCGGGACUGUGUUGCGCAUGUGGCGCAGCACCAUGUGCUCGGUGGCCAACCGAGAGAAGGGCCGAGAGAUGCUGGAGAAGCUGCUGCUCAAUAUGGACUUCGACAAAGGCACCUUCCUGUCCAUCAUCACCGGCAUGGCCACCGGCUGCUGA
Phycodurus eques (leafy seadragon) is the source of this 1074-nucleotide messenger RNA. Its product is annotated as protein LEG1 homolog. The record is from RefSeq and is a predicted model, not a curated record. The transcript is spliced from 8 exons. Bases 1 to 1074 code for a protein of 357 amino acids. Lineage: Eukaryota; Metazoa; Chordata; Actinopteri; Syngnathiformes; Syngnathidae.